Lactuca saligna is the source of this 3074-nucleotide messenger RNA. NCBI's taxonomy places the organism in Eukaryota, Viridiplantae, Streptophyta, Magnoliopsida, Asterales, Asteraceae. The record is from the annotation of a GenBank genome assembly.
GAUUCUGGUUUGGGGGCGAGAGGUCCCGAGUUCGAUUCUCGGAAUGCCCCUUUUUCUUAUUCAACUCAUUUUCCUAUUUCCCUCCAAAUUCCCACUCUUUUUCCUCGUUUAUCGCUUCGCAUCCCCAAAAUCCACAACUCAAAUUCAUAUUACAGUCUCUCACCCCAAUUUCACUAUCAUUUUCUAUCAUUUCAUUUGUAAUCUUACCUAAUCAACGUUAUAUUCCAUGAGUUUAUCCUCCAAUCUACGAUUAAGUUUUCAGUUUUUCUUUUAAACUUUUUAGUCAUCACUAGCUUCUCAAAUAAGCUUCUACGUCGAUUCUUCCAUCUUCUGUAGAAUAAUGCCGGUUUUCUUGUUUCUAAUCGGUUUUUGUUGUAGGCGUUUGGUGUGAAUUGAAAGAACUGAUUAGGGUUUUGGUUUUGCACAAAGUGUUUAAUUUAUGGCCGCAUUGGAUGAUCGUGAAGCGGGCAACAACCUUAAUGUAAGUGUUGAGGAUGGUCAUCUUAUUGCUGGGGAUUUUGAUUUCACCGAAGAAUUGGAAAGCCCGUUGCAGAAUUUGGAUGCAGAUACUGAGGAGUUGGAUAUUUCACAUUUUGUUGGCGACCUAAGAGCCCUAAUGGUAGAUGAUAGUGAGGAUGAAAUUGUGCUGGAUAGUGAUGAUGAAGCUAUCUCUGAGCAAAAACAGGGAAAAAUAAGAGGAUGUUUAUGGCGACAUGCACAAUCCGUUGAUGUUGGUUCUUCAGCGGGAAGCAAUUUGACAGACAAACUAACUGAUAAUAUUCCCAGUGAAAGAUCAGAAGAGAGAAACUUAGUGUCACAUAAUGAAAAUGAAUUUGGGAGCUGGGAUACAGACACAAGAUGUUCAAAAGGAGAUAAGCUUGUUAAUUUAAAUGCCUCUUCUAAUAAUUUUGAGGAUGAGAAUGCAGUAGUUGAUGAAUCUCAAGAACCUGGAGAAUCAGCAGAAGCUGAUGCAUUGAAAUUUGUGGAUCAUUUUCUGUCAGUUAGUGCUGUAAACUCCUCUCCAGAAGUCAAGAUUCUGAAAUAUGAUGGACCAAGAUCACCUUUUAGUUCAUGUGCAAAAGGGUCCCAAAAAUUAGCAAUGAAGACCAGUUUUAUGACCAAAAUCGGUUUUUCAACCUUCGAUUGGGAUAGUGAUAAACCUGAUCAUGGAGGGGGGUUCUUUUUGGAAAAGAAAACAGAACCUGACAUACAAAGAGAUAAACAUUUGAGUGAAAGAUGCAAAUCCAAACAGCUGCCUAGAAACGAUAGCAAUGAGAGGGAUGAACCACCAGAUAUGUUUGAUGUUGGUUUUAACACUCAAAUGGCAGCUGAAGCUAUGGAAGCCUUGCUAUAUGCCACACCUCCACAUAUUGAUGUUAAUGAACAUACAAGGGUCAAGAAUCCAUCCAAAAAGUUCUCAUUUCCUUUGAGUGCUAACUGUGAUUCACAAACCAAUGGAAUAAGUUUUAAGCAAAAGAGGGUUGCUAACAGAAGACAUAAAAUGUCUACUUGCUUCCAUAAUAAAAACCAAAGAGAGUUGAAUCUUGAGUUACCGAAUCUAGGAAAGGAUGAAAACUGCACAAAUGGGGAUAAUCUUAUUGAACCAAAGAAGAAGGUACAUGAGAAAUCUUUGAAAGUUUAUAAACGAAGGAAGCAAAAACAAGAUGCAGACAAGGAAAACAUAAAACCAGAUAAGGAAGUUAAAACCUUUUCACCUGUGGCUUCUCGAACUAGACAUGGGUCCUCUGAAAAACGCUCACAUAGGACUGCAGAUGCAACGUAUAAUGUCAAGGGUGGCAAUGGUGAGAUGGAAGGGAACUUCAGGGAAGCUUCUUUCAUGUCAAGUGUAAAGAGGAAAGCACGCUCUGCUUCCAUAUACAGGUCAACAUCUGGAAAGAAACUUAGCAACAGUAAAUGUGUUUCAAUGAGGAUAAAGAUGAUUCCAAAAACUUUAAACGAAUUUGAACACUCAUUCGAAUCUAUACCAGCUUUAGGUGGUGAGGAGAAGAUAAAAGAUUUAUCAUCAAAUGGAAAGAACAAGACACCAUACAUUAUGAGUAGCGCCUCUAGGACUUCUGAUCAGGUAGGUCUACCCCGGAAGCAACUGCACAAGAAAAGCUCUACAAGUUCCUCUCUCAGGAAUGAGCUUCCUAGAUUGGGAAUUUCCGAAUCUGCCCCUGUUUUUAUGUCAAAGGAUUUGAGAAGACGUAGAAGUAAGGUAGAAAUCCGUGUGUUGUUCAGCCAAAGCCUUGAUGAUGAUGUGGUUAAGCAGCAGAGAAAGAUUCUGAAAAAGUUGGGAACUUGUAUGGCAACGGAUUGCUCAGAUGCUACACAUUUUGUAGCUGAUAGAUUUGCAAGAACAAAGAAGAUGUUGGAAGCAAUGGGUUUAGGUAAACAAAUUGUGACACCCUUGUGGCUAGAGAGUUGUGAUCAGGUAGGGUGUAUUAUCGAUGAGAAAAAUUACAUCCUUAGAGAUGCUAAAAAGGAAAAACAUAUGGGCUUUAGCAUGCCUGUUUCAUUGUCUCGUGCAACAACACAUCCACUUCUAAAGGAUCGAAGAGUCUUCAUUACCCCAAAUGUAGAACCUGACAGAGAAAUGAUUAAAAACUUGAUCAAGGCUGUUCAUGGUCAGGUCAUGGAAGACAUUGAGCAAGCUAGCAUGGAGUGCAAGACCUCAGAUGAUAUGUUAAUACUGUCUUGUGAACAAGAUUAUGUAUCAUGUGUUCCAUUCUUAGACAAAGGUGUAGCAGUUUAUAGUUCGGAACUCUUACUAAACGGGAUCGUUAUUCAGAAACUAGAAUACGCCAAACAUCAGCUGUUCAAGGGGCAUAUUAUAAUGAAGCGCUAUGCAAGGAAACGGAAGAAAAAUGGAAGCGGGGAUCUUGAUGGUAGUUAGAAGAAACAUCAACAUCAACAUUCUGAUGUUUUGUACAUUUGUUCUCAUAUUAUAGCGACAUGUCAAAAUGGCUGUUUUGAAAUAUGGUUUUCAUCACUUUUUGCUACAAAUCCCAAUUCCCAAAUGUCGUUUUGAUUCUUGUUGUAGUCGAAUGAGGAUUUUUGGCAUACCUUUUUCG